AUGCUUUCGAAACGGGUGCUGAGGCAGAAGACUGCAUCGAUAUCUGCCCAGACACUCCUAUCAAGGCGAUGGCUUCAGCACGAUGGACGCAAUCGACUGAGCAACAUCUGGGUUCCAUCGCAGCGAGCUCCCGAUGACACGCAAUCCGAGAGUGGCCAUGACCUACUCGUACGAGCGGGUUUCCUCCGUCAGGCGCACUCUGGGAUCUUCCAUCUGUUACCGCUCGGGCUGAGAGUGCAAGAAAAGGUCGAGCGGCUCAUCGAUAAGCACAUGCAGAGCAUUGGUGCAUCCAAAGUUUCACUGUCAUCAAUCUCAUCCGAAGACCUGUGGCAACGUUCUGGCCGGUUGGACCAAGGUCGAACGUCAGAGUUGCUCCAUCUGGAAGAUCGUAGGGGCACAAAGUACUUACUCUCCCCCACACACGAAGAGGAAAUCACGACCAUCAUCGCCAAUGCCGUCCAUUCGUACAAAGAGCUGCCCUUGCGGCUCUACCAAGUCUCACGGAAAUACCGCGACGAGCUUCGACCAAGGCAGGGCCUGUUACGUGGAAGAGAAUUCGUAAUGAAAGAUUUGUACACGUUUGACGUGGACACGCAAGAGGCCCACGCAACUUACGACGAAGUACGAAGAGCAUAUUCCGCCUUCAUGGACGAGCUGAAGAUGCCUUACUUAACAGCACGAGCCGACUCCGGCAACAUGGGCGGGAAGCUCAGCCAUGAAUUCCAUUUCGCUUCAGAGCAGGGCGAGGACACGAUCAUCAGUUGCGACAAAUGCAAGUUCUCGGUCAACGAAGAGUUGUUCAUCGGCCCGUACGAUCCACGACAGGCGCCGCUGCCUUGGGAAAGCCAAAAUGCAGAAGCCGACGUUGAAAAGGAGGUUGCGAUCGAAUAUUACAUAAGCAAGGACAGGAACACGCUCUGCACAAUCUACUUUCCAGCCGAGCAAGUAGAGCCAAACAUCCACGCUGUCAAAGCCAUAUUCCCGUACAUCGACACUGGAAUCACUGGCGAGCAGGCAAGGGCAGCGUAUGAAGAGACUACCGGCGGACAAGGCCAAGCCAUCAGCUUCCAGGACCCUCGACUGUCCCUCCGGAAUUUCCGCUCCUCAACCAAUUCCGAACUCGUCGCCUCCAUCCGAAAUGCGCCGCUAUCUAGAUAUCAUGGUCAAGUCAUCCUACUCACCAAAGCUCAGCAAGGCGACACAUGCGCAAAGUGUCAAGAAGGCAAACUCAACCUCCAACAAGCGGUCGAGAUCGGCCACACCUUCCACCUCGGCCAGCGCUACAGCGAGCCGCUGAAUGCAAAGGUCUUGAACAAGAUGAACUUGAAAGUGCCCAUAGAAAUGGGCUGCCACGGCAUCGGCGUGUCCCGUCUGAUCGGCGCUGUGGCGUCUUUGCUCGCAGACCAGAAAGGUCUCAACUGGCCUCUCGAGAUCUCACCGUUCGAAGUCAUCAUUGUCCCCUCCUCAGAGGUCACGCCGGAUGAUGUCAACAGAAUGUACGAUUUGCUCACCAAGAAGCGAGGGGGGCUGAGGACUCUGGACGUGGCUAUUGACGACCGCGACAGGGGGCUGGGCUGGAAGCUCCGGGAUGCGGAUCUGGUCGGGUACCCGUUCAUCGUUGUCAUGGGCAAUCAGUGGCGGAAGAGGGAAGCGGUGGAGCUGCAGUGCCGGAGGCGAGGGACGAAGAUGAAUGUUGCGGUGUCCGUCAGUGCCGAGGAGCUUAUUGGCAGGAUUCGGGAGUUGUGUGAGCAGCUGUGA
Saxophila tyrrhenica is the source of this 1758-nucleotide messenger RNA. RefSeq lists its product as uncharacterized. The record is from RefSeq and is a predicted model, not a curated record. Gene Ontology annotation, molecular function: proline-tRNA ligase activity; ATP binding. NCBI's taxonomy places the organism in Eukaryota, Fungi, Ascomycota, Dothideomycetes, Mycosphaerellales, Extremaceae. Gene Ontology annotation, cellular component: mitochondrion; cytoplasm. The transcript has 3 exons. Gene Ontology annotation, biological process: prolyl-tRNA aminoacylation. The coding region runs from base 1 to 1758 and encodes 585 amino acids.